Messenger RNA from Closterium sp. Naga37s-1, 5488 nucleotides. NCBI's taxonomy places the organism in Eukaryota, Viridiplantae, Streptophyta, Zygnematophyceae, Desmidiales, Closteriaceae. The record is from the annotation of a GenBank genome assembly.
AUGGCGGCGGCUGACAUUUUCGAGGCGCCUCAGAAAUCGGCGGCGGCGAACAUGGACUCGUCGUUUGUCGCCGCCGCGCGCCUCUGGGCCUCCACGGGCGGCGUCACCUUCCGCAGCGCGCGGCGCUCCGUCGACCUCGUUCACGCCGCGGGCGGCGCGCCGCCCUCCGCGAAUCGCGCCGCGGUCUCGUCGUACCUGCACCGCAUCCAGCGGCCCGGCCUCGUGCAGAACUUUGGCAGCCUGCUCGCGAUUCCCGGCGACGGAAAAAGCUUCGAUCUUGUCGCUUUCAGCGAGAACGCGGGCCAGAUGAUUCUGAAUGAGUCCCCACCGGCGCCGGCGGCGGCCAGCGCGGGUGCCGGCGCCGCGGACGCUGAAAAUGCGGGCAUGGGCGGAGCGGGAUCUGCGGCAGCGGCGAUGAUUGGGCGGUCGCAGACGAUUCCGGAAGGGGCGGAGUUGGCGCCGACGGCGGAAGCGAUCCGGAGGGGCGAAGAGGGAGCUUCGGCGGGCGGAGCGGCAGCGGGCGGCGGCGAGAGAAGACGGCUGGUGAAAAUGGCAUCUGAAGGGAGCACACUGUUCAAACCGCUGAACUUUCUGGAGCGCAUCCGCUGGGCGAUCUUCCGCUCCAACAGCCGCGGCCGCGCCAAGGGCGCAAGAAGAACCCGCCGCCUCUCCGCGGAUGCCGCCGCCCACGUGUCCUCCGCGCCCGCAGCUGCUGGCGUGGCGGGGAGAGCAAGCAAUGACGCGAGGGCUGGGGGAGGAAGCCGCGCUAGUGAUGGGUGGGGGGACGCGGGAAGAGCAGGGGGAAUGGGUGCAGAGAGAGACGGAGGCGGAGGGGGAGGCGGAGGCGCAGCGAGUGUGAGUGACAGCGCCAUAUUCGUGGGGCGCGGACUGGAGGAAGCUGCAGUUAGGACGCUGGGGGAAGGGGCGCCCGCUAGUGCGCAGGGGGGAGAGGCGGAAGAUGCUGUUGCUCCGCUUCCGCAGACGAAAAUAGCCUUGGGAAUGGACGUUCGGAGCCUGUUCACCCCGGAAAGCGUGGAGGCAUUAAAUAAGGCAGUGGCAGCAGACGCUAUAGCGUCCAUGAACCCCGUGCUGCACAUACCCACUGCUGCGACCACCACCACUGCCCCUACCUCCAUCGCCACUGCCCUUACCCCCACCACUACCCUUAACCCCACCGCUGCUACCACCAACAACCCAGGAAACAACAUCAUAAGCAUCGAUCUAGAGCCAAUUACAGCGCUCGACCCGGCCGUAGACGGGGCGGGCGCGCCUCUGACCCACCGGCUGGCCCUCUCGGCAGUGAAGCGGCUUCAGAAGGUGGCGCCUGGGAACAUCAGCGCGCUGUGCCAGGUGGUGGUGGACGAGGUGCGAGAGCUGACCGGGUAUGACCGCGUUGUGGCUUAUAAGUUCCAUGAGGACGGCCAUGGGGAGGUUGUGGCGGAGGACAUGCGGAAAGGGCGCAAGGGGCGGAAGGGAGGGGGAGGAGGGGGAGGAAAAGGGACGGGGAGGAGGAGCGGGAGCGGCGGGGCGGGUGAGGGAGAGGGGGGCGAGGGGAGGGAGGAGAGGGAGCAGCAGGGAGAGCAUGGGGAGGAGGAGGAGGAGGCGGAGGCGGAGGAAGGGGAAGAGGAGGAGGGGGCUAUGGAGCCGAUUCUAGGCUCUCAUUUCCCAGCAACGGACGUACCACAGGCCACGCGUCUCCUCUUCUUCCAGACGCGUUCCCGCAUGGUUGCCGACUGCCAGUCCCCCUCCAUCCCCCUCCGCCAGCAUCCCCUCUCCGCCCCGCACCCGCUCAAGCUCGGGGGAUCAACCCUCCGUGCUGUGGACCCGUGUCAUGUGCAGUAUAUGUGUAACAUGGGGAUCAGAGCGUCUUAUGUGCUGGCUAUUAUGGUGCCGACGCGCGGGGCGAACGCGCUGGGGCAGCCGGGGGGAGGAGGGGGAGGGGGCGGGCAUGGGGGGAGCCAGUCCGGCGGGGCGCAGUUUGCAAGGAGUCAGUCGGGGGGGAGCCAGCAGGGGGGAGGGGGAGGGGAAGGGGGAGGGACGGGAAGGUUGGAUCAGCAGCAGCAGGGCGUUCCUCUUGCCCGCAGCACCAGUGCCUCUUCUGGGUCGGGCUUGGGGGGUGGUGCUGGGGGGGACGCGGGGGGAGGGGGAGGAGGGGGAGGGGGAGAUGGGUGGGACAUGCGGUCAGACGAUGGAGGGAGCGUGUCAGGGGGAGGGGGAAGCGGUGGUGGAGGGGGACGGGGAGGGGGCGUGCGGCUGUGGGGGCUGGUGGUGUGUCAUCACAUGUCUCCUCGAGUGGUGCCCUUCCCCGUCCGCUCUGCCUGUGACUUUCUAAUGCAGGUGAGGGGGAGGGUUAGGGGGAGUGAGAGGGGGGGGAACGAAGAGGGGGAGGGGGCGUGCGGCUGUGGGGGCUGGUGGUGUGUCAUCACAUGUCUCCUCGAGUGGUGCCCUUCCCCGUCCGCUCCGCUCGUGAUUUCCUCAUGCAGGCGUUCGGCCUCCAACUCUCAGUGGAGCUCGAAAUCGCCGCCCAGCUGCACGAGAAACAGAUUCUCCAAAUCCAGUCGCUCCUGUGCGAUACUCUCCUCACAGACAACCCCGUCCGAGCGCUCGUGUCCUCUGCGCCCAACAUCAUGGACCUCCUCCCCUGCGUUGGUGGAGGAGAUGCCUUCCAAGGCCCCUCAACCGUCUCCUCCUUUCCAUCUCCCCUCCCAAAACCCCUUCCCCUUCCCACCCUCCCCCCUCUCCUUCCAGGCGUUCGGCCUGCAGUUGUCAGUGGAACUCGAGAUCGCCGCCCAACUCCACGAGAAACAAAUCCUCCAAAUCCAAUCUCUACUCUGCGACACGCUCCUCACGGACAACCCCAUCCGAGCGCUCGUCUCCUCCGCGCCCAACAUCAUGGACCUCCUCCCCUGCGACGGCGCUGCAGUCCUCUUCCGCGGGGAGCUCUCCCGCCUCGGAGUCUGCCCCUCAGAGGACAUGAUCGGGGAGCUUGUGCGCUGGCUGCAGCGGGAGCACUGUGGGUCCAGUGGGCUGAGUACGGAUAGCCUGAAGGCCGCUGGGUUCCCGUUCGCGGAUACUCUUGGAGUGGACGUGUGCGGGAUGGUGGUUGUGUGCUUUUCGCCUGCCGACGAGCAGCAGCAGCAGCAGGAGCGGCAGCAGGAGAGGCAGCAGCAGCAGGGGAGGGAGGCGGCGUCGCCUGUCCCCCCUUCACCAUCCGGCAGCAGCACCAGUGGCGGCGGGUGGGGCGGUGCGAGCGGCAGUUUCAGCAGUGUGAGCGGCGUGACGGGGGACUAUCUCUUCUGGUUCCGGUCGCACGUGGAGAAGUCGAUCAAGUGGAGCGGUGCGAGGCACAACCCGCUUGAUGUGGACGACGCCAAGAGGCGCCACCCAAGAGCGUCCUUCAAGGCGUUUCUGGAGGUGGUGCGGCACCGCGCGCUGCCGUGGGCCGACGUGGAGGUGGACGCCGUUCAUAGCUUGCAGGAUUUACUGUGCAAGUCGGUCAGGCGCAAGGAGAGCAUGGGACGACUCAUUUCUAUGGGCAAACAGAACAACAGCGAGCUGGCAGUGGCAGCGGACGAGCUGGUCCGUCUGAUCGAGACGGCGUCUGCGCCGAUCCUGGCCGUUGAUCUGGAGGGCAACAUCACGGGGUGGAACGGCAAGGUGGCGGCCAUCACAGGGCUCUCCUUCUCCGACGCCAUCGGCCAAUCGCUGCUCGACACGUGUCUCGACCCCUCGUGCGUGGACAAGACGAGGACCGCGUUUGAACUCGCUCUGGCAGGCGAGGAGCAGCAGCAGCUGGAGCUGAAGCUGAAGCGGUGGGGGUCAGUUCCCCAGGGCAAGGGGCCUCCCACGCCCUACGCCAUCCUGCACGUGAACACGUUUGUGAGCCGGGAUUCUGAGAAGAGCAUUGUGGGGGUGUGCUUCGUGGGGCAGGACGUGACGGAGGAGACAGCUGUCAGGACGCGAUUCGUGCGCAUUCAGGGCGACUUCACCACCAUCAUCAACACCCACAACUCCCUCAUGCCGCCCAUCUUUGCCACCAACGCAUCUGGCUUUUGCACCGAGUGGAACCCAGCCAUGGAGAGCAUCACCGGCCUCAAACGCUCGCAGGUGUUGGGCUGCAUGCUCCCAGGGAUCAUCUUUGGCCGCAUGUGCCAGCUGGCGGACGACGAUUCGCUCACGCGGCUGCUCAUCAUGCUAUCGCGGGCCAUGGCGGGGCAGGACGCUGGUGGGGAGGAGAAGACGCACUUUGCCUUCCGCAACGCCAAGGGUCGUAUGGUGGAGGUGCUACUGACUGUGCAGCAGCGGCUGGGCGGCGACGGGCGGGCGGCAGGGGCGUUUGGAUUCCUCCACGUGGCAAGCCCUGAGCUCAUGCAGGCUCUGGCCGUGCAGCAAAAGGCAGAGGGGUUAAUCGAGCAUCACUCCAAGCAGCUGGCGUAUGUGCGGCAGGCCAUGGCAGGGGCAGUGCACGGCAUGGUGCAUGCACGCUCCUUGCUGCACCGCUCCCUCCUCGACGCCUCCCCUCUCUCGCUCUCCGCUCACGCCGCCCCGUCUGCCGCCGCCCCGGGUGGCAAGGUUUGGCAGUUUAUGGAGGCGAUGGCGCGGUGCGAUGCGCAGCUGAUGCGGCUGCUGCACACUCAGAUGGACCCGCUGGGCGGCGGGGAGGGCGGUGGUGGUGGGGCUGAUGCUGCUGUGUUCUCGCACCCCAGUGAUGUCAUUUUAGCGCCCUUCAACAUGGCAUCUCUCAUCAACACGGCGGUCUGUCAAGCCAUGCAACACGCCAUUCACCUUCACUCCCUGUCCCUCCAACCCCUCUCCUACCCUGCCUGCCUGUCCCCGCUACCCCUCCCCUUCAGCAUGCUGCCAUUCACGCCCUCAGCGCCCUUCACCAUGGCAUCUCUAAUCAACACAGCAGUCUGCCAGGCCAUGCAGCACGCCAUUCGCCGCUCCAUCGGUCUCACCUAUGACCCCCCUCCCCUAUCCAUCUCCCUUUUCACUUGCUCUAUUCCUCUCCUAACCAAACCCUUCCGUACCCCACCCAAACCCUCAAUGACCCCCCCAAACCCCUCCAUUUCCCUUUCCCCACUCCUUCCCCCUUUUUCCCCCUUCAGCAUGCUACCAUUCACCCCCUCAGCGCCCUUCACCAUGGCCUCAUUAAUCAACACAGCCGUCUGUCAGGCCAUGCAGCACGCCAUUCGCCGCUCCAUCGAUCUCACCUAUGACGCGCUGCCAGAUGUCGCGUCCACGCGCCUCGUGGGCAACCAGCUGCUGCUGCAGCAGGUGCUGGGCGGCAUCACUGUAGCGGCAGUCAAGUCGACACCAUCGGGCGGCACCGUUCGUCUGCAGCUGGCGCCCAGCCCCAGCCGCAUGCUGGCAGUGGAGAUCGAGCUGCGGGGGAGUGGUGAGGUGGGGAGAGGGGUGAGGGGGAGUGGUGAGGUGAGGGGGACGAGGAAUGGAUUACGUGGGAAAGGAGGGGAACACGAUGGUCCUG